CAGGAGGGACAGUGAGGCAGGCUCAGACUGAGAGUCUGAAUUUGAGAGGGGAAGAAGUGGUGAGGGUUCACCGCUACUUUUCCUGCCACACAAACUGUUGUCCUCAACAGACGAGGUUUCUCUUUCUAAUCUGUGUUUUUCAGUUUUUCUCUUUCUCACUCUGUCGGUUUUGUGGACUACAGGACGCCUGUUAAACUACAAUCUCUGCUGCGCUUUUAGACUGGAUCUAAACUACAUUUUAUGGACUUUUACUAAAUCACAAAAGUCACAGUUCAUUCAUAGUUACUAGCAAAACCAUCAGCUGUGAGGGAUUGCUCUUUGGCCUGACAUGGGGACUAGGAAGGAGCUGCUCAUUCUUGGUAAGUCUAUCAAUGAGUCUUUGAGAGCACAUUGUGUGUGAGACUGAGACUGUGUGAUGAUUGAGGAAAGAAAAAGUAAGUAUAAAGUGAAGGCCAAGAAUUUAAAGUAGUCAUUGAAUAAAAAAUACUCACCGUUUCAGGCAAGGGGACAGAUUUAUACUAUUUUUUUGGAGCACAAUCUGUUUUAUUCAUUUCUGCCAAAGGUUCAUACUCAUUUGUUUCUCAAAAUUUGACCUCUAUUUAAGAUAAACAUCUGAUCAACAACUUCUUAAAGCUACUUAAUACUAUUCUUAGUUUUCUGCUCUUGAACAGGUGGUGACUUGCUAUGAAACUUUUGAUUUACCUCGAAAUGCAACAGCCUUGCCAGGCACUAGUCACCGUCCCGCCCACCGGCCGGGUUGUCUGCUGCAGUAUAGAUGGGGGUCAGGGUUGUGCACUGAAGACCUCUGUCCCUGAACUAAUGCAUUAGGACGAAGGAUGAGGCCUCUGUGAGUGUGACACACGAUUCAGGUCUGAAAGGACAAAAUGACUCAGCGAAGAAAGACCACAUUUAGCUACAAAACUUGUAGGAGGGUAUGUGUGGUCAAGGCAAAUAUUUGAACAAAACUGCAAAAUUCUAAACUUACUUAGAGUAUAUGUCUAUCUUUCAGUCAGAAUUUUUACUUACUAAAUACGCCACAAUGACUCAACAAGUCCAGGUAUAAAACUUUUUCAAGAGCCCACAGGAGCCAAGGAACUGUCUUGAUUUAAAAAAUCCUUCAAAUAUUUUUUAUUGCGGCAUUGCCAGCCAUUUUAUCCAUUUCAGUCCAUUAAGCUCCUAUUUUUGGUUUGUCAUGUUUUCAAAUAAGAUUCAUAUUUGGACUUGUAAGCCCGGUGUGGCUUGAAUUAAUUGUAAUAAGAUAUUUUCACACAAAAACUCACUUAGGAUUUGGUUCUUUGCUUUUUACAUGAUGGUCUUUUUUGCAUGAUGUGUGUUUUCUAGCUUGAUACUGGUAUCAUACAUUUUAUCAAAUAUAGACUGUUAUUAUUAUUAUCAUUAUCAAGAUACCUUCAGGCACUGUAUGCAACAAACUGGUAUAUGAUGUUUCCAAAACAUUAGAGGUUUCUCUGAAUUACAUUAUCAUUUUGAUGAUAUCUAAAAUCUGUUACUGACAUGAUAAUUUAAAUAAAACACCAAGAAACACGACAAUUAAUUAAUCCGAAUUUUAGUCAGUUUAAGUCAAAUACUAGUGAAUUAAGUUCAUAUGUCAUGAAAUCAAAACUCUGACUCAAACUGCUCCCUUGUCAAACAUUAAGGUCAUAAUUGCAGAUAAAGCUGAAGUACUGCUAUGAUUCUCAGAACUUCAGCUCUUGGUUUCAGUUUCAGGGCUCACAGCUUUGUGGUUUUGGUUUUCACCUUUCUUAUCAAUUGCAUCUCCACAAGUUUGCAGUGGUUUUACACAACAGAGUCUUACAAACACAGUUUAUGACCAAGGAACAGGUUGAAAAUAUGCCAUGGCCUUUACUACAGUUUUAGAGCCACUGUGCCGAUUGUUGAAAUUACACGAUCAAACACACAGAGAAAGUACAGCGCUUGAAUAACACUGGCCAUCAAAUGAUCUUUAAAUCAAUUUCUUUUUUUUUUUUACCAGAAAGUUGUUCCAUGGUGUCGGACCCACAAAGAGUGUGCUUUAUUUUUGUUUACGCUCGGGAAAAGACAGGAGAGCUGUUCAAGGUUUUUGCCUGGAUAUCAGUUUGUGUUUCAGAAGGGUGUCAAACACAAACUUUAUCCACACAGUGUUUUUGUUGUCAAUUUAAGUUUCAAUUCAUUUUUACCAAACUGACUAAAUACAAAACUAAAAGGAAAAAAAAAAGAACUAAGGCAUCUACCUGAACAAAUGCAUCUGCACAUACAUGCACUACUUCUUAUUGGUUAAUCAAGGUUAAAAAACCCCAGAACAAAACAAAACUGCAUUUACCACAGUGACAAGCUGCAGAGUCAGUGACAGUGAUAUUUUGGCAGCCCUGAUAAAAUCUAAGUUGUAUCUGGUUUAAAUGUAACACAAUAGUCCAAGACAGCAAAAUAAAAGGUUUGAUGGAGAAGUGAGGCAGAGCAGACGUACAGAAAGAACAGUUUAUGUGACAGACGACAUUUCUCAUUCAGCACUCUGCUGAAUGAAAGUCAGCUGCAAGUAAGCACAAAGUCUUUCUUUGUACAUUUCCAGGCUUUGUUUGGUGUCCACAGUUAUUAAGUCAUAAAGUCAGACUCAGUCACACUGUUUCACACAGUCUCUGUCAAACUCUGUCUGGUUUCUUAAAGUGGAGUUAGUGUGGGAGCCCCAGCUCUGACACUCAACAACACAGGGCUUAUUGUAAUCUUGAGAGGGAAACACAGCAGAGGGACUAUUUUUCUACUUCACCUAUAUGAGGGGGCGCUGUUUUAUACUUAACUCAUGGUCAGUCUAAAAAUGUGACUGACAUGUGUGUGAUGUGAUGUUUUAGGUAAUGUGACAGUGGGGGUUGGAAAUGUGGGUGGAGUUUUUCAGGAGGAAGAAAACAAUCACAUGCACACAGAGGAAACAUACACAUGUGAAGGAAAAAAAGGGGAAAUGUUUGCGGUUUCCGACAAAGAAACAGAAACAAAAAAAAUCCCAGAUUUCCUACAAUCUUUUUUUUUUUCACUUAUGAUUGAAAUUGCGAUAUUUUUUUGUCUAAUAUGUCCUCAUCCUCCAUGGAUUAAAAAAAAAAAAAAGAGUAUGAGAAAGACACAGUGAGUCAUGUGCGCAUGUUACUUAGAUGGACACACCAUACACAAAUGCAGAUACUUACCAAAACAACAUGCAGUUAGACCAAAAGGUGAAUUCAUUAACUAUGGAAGAGGAUGGCAGAUGUAGUCUGUCUAUAGUCAUACCAGUUUUAAAGUUUUUUUUUUUUUUUUUUUACAGCCUUUGGAUGACUCACGUUGACAAAACAGAGAAAUGUCCAUGCUCAUGUGCACAUGUGCUGUUUGUGAACUGUUUUCAGUAUCGCUAUUGCAACAGAGGUGAGAGAAUUCUCAAGCAGGAGAACUUGCAAAACUUCCAUAUAUCAGAUAUUAAUCUAUUUCACUGAAUUAGAGAAAUAAAAAAAAUCAAGUCUGGAUAAAAGAGAAUGAAGGACCUGUCUCUUACUAAUAAGUCAGGGACGUGUCAAGAGGGGUGGUCAAAUGUCACACUGGAUCCCCCUGCAACCUGACUGUCCACCCCAAAAUCCUGAGAAAUGAUUGGCUGCUGGUCUCACCAAUGUUAGGACCUUUUUAGUGCCUUUGAUUCUAACUGUGUGGACUGACAACUUGUUUCUGAGCACAUUAAGAAUUAUCAAGUAUUUAUAAACAUCUGCACAAUACUUGAACAAAAGUUGUUAAAAUAGAAAGUUAAGAUGUAAAAGGUUGAUGCAACUAUAUGCUAUUUGUGUGUGCAUAGAUACUAUUGCAACCCCGACCUACACAGUGCCCCAGUUUAACCAGGCCAGUCCAAAAAGUGCCCGUGUGCAAAGCCCUCAAACAACUACAGUCACAUUACUCCUCAUGACAAACAGAUACAGUAGAUACAUAAUUCCAGCUGUUCAUAUGCAUGCUCAGUCUGCUUCUGGUUUUCCACACAGAAGUGUUAGAGUUUUAUGAAGGGGGCAACAAAAUGUCUGAGGUAAAGCUCUACAGCGGUUGGAGACAUAUGAAGUAAGAGGAGCAUUGAUGAGGAAGUGGAAUGUACUUCAGCAGUGGUUUGUAAUCUUUCAGUUUAUAGUUGUGUUGCCAUGACUCUGGUAAAGCACAGCUGUCAAUCUAGGCAGACUGCAGCUGCUUCCUCUUUAGUGUUAAGAUUUAGAAACAGCGGAGAUACCUUGUGACAUGUGAACUAAAAGUUUUAUCACCGGAUAAGUUGAGUGUGUGUCAUUUUCACUUUUGUGUUUUGGGAUUUUGUAAUGUUGUAAUACAGUCAGAGGCACAAGGAUUCUCACAUGCAGAAUAAAAUGGAGGAUCACUCUAAAGUGCAGAGUCACAUUUUUUUUUUUUUUGCACAAACUUAAAUAGUAACAGGGCUGUACUUGUGGUGCUUUUCUAGUCCUCUGACCGCACAAAACACUUUGACACUUUGCAUCACAUUCACCCAUUCUUACUCAUAAUCAAAUACUGAGGCAAAGGCUGCUACAAAGUUCCACUAAUCCCGCUCAUACUCAUCCACACGCCGGUGACUAUGCUACCAGAAGUACUUCAGGGCUCAGCUUUUCGCUCAAGGACAUGUAGACUGCAGCAGCUGCAGACCAGACUGCCAACUUUCCAGUUGAGGGACAACCACUUUGUCAAAAUUGCUCUAAGUAAAGGAUUCUGGGCAAAACUAAUGUUUGACUAGAUAACUAAAGUUCUAUAAAAGUGACAAAAAAACAUUUGGUCUAAUAGUAAAAGGAGUCUUGGUGGUUUCUGUCUUUCUUUUCAGGUUUGUUGUGUGUGCUGGAGAAAUGUGUCUCUGAUUGCCCCCUGGGUUUCAUCUUACAAAGAGGAAAAUGUAUUGGUAAGAGUCUGCAUUUACCCCUCAUUCAUAUUUAAACUUCUCUCCAUUGUCUUGCUUCAGUCUCUAAAUGCUUUAUUUUGCUGGAACUCUCAAGUAUGAAAUACCUCUUAAUGGAGUUGACCAAAACAUUGACCCUGUGAUAAUGGCAAUGCACAAUACUUUUUCCAUGUAAGGCAUUUAAGCAUGAAUCAAAAACCGCAGUGUGCUAUGAAAACAAUAGCAAUAGAGGUCUAAAUUGUGGAUAAGAAAACGUUUUAGUUACAGGCAGAGACUCAAGUGGUGGGACAGCAAUGUUAAACCCUCAGCAUCAUGGAGCACAGAGGAGAAGGAAGAAAUAGAGGUUAUAAUUAAAACCCCACAUAUUUUAGUGACAGGGUUUCUUUUUACUUGCAGGAGUGUUUGAAAAUAUUGCUGCUAUAAGAUGUGCUGUGUUGAACUUGUAAGAUUUACAGCCCUACUAGUAUGUCUUAAUUUAUGUAUUUUAAUUUGAAUGUCACAGAUAAUGAUGAGUGUGUAGAAAAUCCAGAUCCAUGUGGGAAACACACAAAGUGCUUCAAUACCAAUGGGAGCUUCUAUUGUCAAUGUCUGGAGGGGUACAAAAGCAUCGGAGGGGCUGUGAACUUCACAGGGCUGAGUGGACAGUGUCAAGGUGAGUGUGUAUAGGUUACUGUGAGUGACCUGGGUGUGUGUCUUCAUGAACACUAAUCCAUCUUCUCUUGGUCCUCUGUCAGAUGUUAACGAGUGCCACAUUCCUAAUAUAUGUGGUGAUGGUGCAAAUUGUACAAACGUGAUUGGCAGCUACAGGUGCACCUGCCAUCCUGGGUACAAGGAAGACCCCAGUUUUCCUGUGGGCUGUGUAGGUGAGUAUCUGUCCACAUAUUUAAGGCCGAAGUUGAUUUGGAGUUGCAGUCCCACUGACAAGCAUAGGGGCAGUGUUGAGCAUUGUAGCUAGUAGUUUAAACAUGGAGCACAAGGUACUUAAAUUGAAUUCCCUGUCAGUCAGAGCUAUUAAUCUCCAACUGUCAUUCUGAUUUUUCCUCUGUCCAAGUUUGCUGAAUAGCAGAGUUAUGAUAUCAGACUUUCACUAUACGUGAUUAUCAUGGUUUAUGGAAAAUUUAAAAUAACACAGGCAAAAGGCAAGGCAAGAAUGGAGUAACAUAACAUAUAUGUAUAUAAACAUUGCCAUAUUGGUUAAUAUUAGCCAUAUUAACCAGUGUUUGGCUUGCUUUUAUUCUGAUAUUUUUCUGUCUUGGAUUAAGGUUGCUUUAAUUACCACAAUUUAAACUUUGCUUUUAUUUUAAAAUGAAGCUACUUGAGGUAGAUCUUGACUUAUGGAACCAAAAGAAAAUGAUUAAAGGAACAUUAAAAAGUAAAAAUAUUCAGUUUAUUAGUAACCUGCAGAGGCACCAGCUCCAACUUUGUAUUCAGAUUCACAAUCAAAUAAUGGAAAUUCAAAGUAGCUCACAGGCUGUCCACUGCUUUAUUUUUGUCUCUCCUCUGUAGUACUGUCUGUGACAGCCCUAGGUCCAAGCUGUAAACUUCUUCAUUUCUGCUGCAAAGAGAGCAUUUUAAUGAGUUUUUAAGGGGGUCUCCUUGGCAAGAUGACACUGAAGGAACUUCAGGUUUUGGCACUUCUGCACUGGUUGUAUUUUAAACACUGAAGGUUGGCAUCUAUGUUUGACUCAUCUGUCAUCGUGAAGGCUUUGACAUUUAGACUGCUAGUAGAUGAAGCCUUGGAUGUAUUUGGCUUUGCUUUAGGAGAGCUGUCAAGAUGAUAACCUUUUCAUAAAUGUUACACUCUUGUCUUGACGGACAAGAGGUCCAAACAUGUAAUGUCUGUAUGUAUCAAAACAGUCUUUGAAACUUUGGUUCGGGUGUUUGUGCUUAUAAGAUCAUCUCCACAUUGCUGGUUUGGCUUACUUGCAUCAAUAGCUUGUGUUACGAGUACACAAAAUACCACAGCAGUGUAAACAACACUGACAAACAAACAUCUUAUAUGACAUGUCUUUGCCGAAUUUUACUGAGGUUAACUCUGUGCCGUGUCUUUCAACACAUCAAAGUUAAAUGCAUCACUGUCUCUUCAGUACUUGUACUUCAUAUUUGUGGAUUUUUUCACCUUUGGUUUGAAGUAAUAAGUACUGUGCAGUCAUGGCUAAGUGGAGAUACAACAGAUAUCACAGAUAUCAGCUAGUUUGACUGUAAAAGUAGAGGAGACUGCAGGGCAGUAAUUUGUGAUCUCAACUAACAUUUACUCUGCAUUUUACUGACAAAUCUAUUUUGGAUCAUUUCAAAUCCCUCUGGUAGAAGUGUGUUUUUCUCCUGUCUUAACUAAACAUGAAACUUAACAAACAGCCAGUGGGAUCCUAUUAUUAAUGAGUUUCUCUUUAGGGGUCAACAUUCCUGCAUUGUGUUGUAUUAAAACCCCGGAGCUGUUCAGUGAACAACAGAAACAUCUUCUCUUAUGACCCUCAUACAAACCCAGCAAAGUUAUGGGCAUAGUUUGCAGAUUCAAAUCAAACUCUGAAGGGUAGUUAAAGUCUCAGAGCUUGAUACUUCCCCCUUUUUACUGAGGCAGAUUUCCAAAAUUAAAAGCUUCCUGUCUUGUGCUGAGCUCUAAAAUGUCAUGUCCCAUUUUAUUAUGAUUCAGCUUUCUCCCUCUGAACUCUGACCUUAGCCAAAAGGCAAUCCAUUUUCUAAAACUGAAAGGAGGACAUUCAAUAUCACUCGCUGCUGGGAAAGAAAUGUCCACAGAUCCUGCUAAUAUUGAAACACACAUAUUAGCUGGUCACAUUGCAGGUAUAUUGAUUUCGAUGUCUCUGUUUUUAACACAGACAUAAAUGAAUGCACCCAAGCUGAGACAAGAGGAGAACACAUCUGUGGAGAAAAGGGGACCUGUAAAAAUGCUAUUGGGAGUUACUGGUGCAAGUGCCAGAAAGGAUUCACAAACUAUGGCAACGAAAGGACUCCAUGCUCACGUGAGUGUUUGGGUCAUUCUUCUCCAUCUGCUUUUGUAUUUCCCGGCUUUCAUACGCCUCAGUUUAACUAACAUGAAUGAUAUAAAUUUUAUAUGCAAUGACAUUUACUAUGUGCUGUAUUUACUCAUUAUCUAUUGAGAUAAGCAUUUUUGUAUUAUCUCUCAUUACUGUAUCUGUCAACAAUCCUGUUCAGAUACUUGGGUUUUAUACUGCAGCUCUCAGUUUCUCUCAGGACUUGCUUGGCCUUUACUUUUCUUUCUGAGCUCAAUCAGUCUCAGUAAUCUGUGGUUCGUGUCUCAAACGAUAAUGGAGAUGAGUUCAGCGCUGCUGCUUGCGCACUUAAAUUACCUCUUCACCUCAAUGUGCAGAGGAGUUUAAAAAAAAAUUCAUGGGGUAAUGAUGGUUUUAUGUUUUUCUCUUUUAUUUAGCGCUUGACUGUAACAACUUCAAUGCUGACAGUGCUCCCACACAGGUAAACUACACAGCACAUACAUACAAAGUUUUUUUUCCAACUAAAGGUUUCACACUUGAUCCUGCCAAUAAAGCAGCUUUAUUUACCAGACCACCUUUAGGCCCCUUAGAGUUUAUUAUGUGUUAACUUUAGUCAGGAGCAAACUGAAAAGCCCAUUAUUCUCUUCCUUUCAGUCGCUCGGAGGCCUGGCAGACAUUUUGUCCAUGAUGAGAAACAGCUGCUUGGCUCUGUCUGACCCAACCACCGCAAGUCCGGGGAAGGCUGACGGAGAGGCGCUAUUGGAGGUUAGAGCAACAGAUAGAAAACACAAACACACUUAGAAAAGUAUACAGUAUUCUCAACACAACCCUCAACCUCUUGUCUCUGCCAUUCUGACAGAAACUCUUCACAGCCACCGAUGUCAUCCUGUCCCCUGAUCACCUGGACAGCAGUGAGGAUGUGAGUGGACUGCUUGAAACACUGGAGAACUCCAUUAGGGUAAUUGGUCCACAGCUCAAACGCAACUACACCAAGAUAGAGACCAAUAAGACAGGUAACACAGUUUGUGAUCUUGGCUGGGAUUUGCAUGAUGUAGUCUUCAAUGUGAAGUGUGCCACAGUAAAUAAAAUAUCUGUUCAAAUAGAUGCAGAGAUCACAGUGCAAAGAGGAAAGUCUCGACCCACGGGACCCAUCCAUCUGAGCAAUGGGAAUGCUAGUCUAGACACUGACUGGUUAACAGCAGCUGGGACUGGACUAUACCCCGGUAAAUCUUUUCCCUGCAAAUUUCUUUGUCUGUUCUCCUCUUAAGUUUUCCACACCUGUGGAUUUUCUCACAUAUUUCUAAUUGUCGGUACAGGUUUCGCUAUGGCGGCACUGUUAAGCUACAAGAACCUGGAGAAGUCUGUUAACAGCUCCUUUGAGGAGAUCCCAGGACUUCAAAAAGAUGGUGUAGAUCCCUCCCUCCAGAUCUUCUCCAGAGUUGUUUCAGUUGUGGUCUCCAACCCCUCCACGCAGAACCUGAGCAGCCCUGUCAACAUCACUCUCAGACAUCUGGUAGUCCUACUGCAGUCUUUUCAGUGUGUUGUGCCGCUACUGCAGGAUGAUUUACAUGGAAAAAUUUCCAGUUUUUCAGCAUAACAUUUUGGUUUUGUGCAUAGGGCAAAGAGGAGACUUCUGAGGUGAGCUACGUCUGCGCAUACUGGAACGAGAGAGGAGCCUGGUCCACAGAUGGUUGCUAUCAACAGCACUCAAAUACUACACACACUGUGUGUACAUGUGAACACCUGAGCAGCUUUGCAGUGCUCAUGGCACGUUACCCAAUGAAGGUAAGAGAAAAACAUACCAAGGCCAUAAAAAACUUACAUAACAGGUUGAUCUUACCAAUACAGGCUCAUUAAAAUUCCUAUAAGAACCACAAAGGAAAAGGCUUUAAAGUGAUGAAACUUAAAGACUGUGUUCAUUUUUUAUGUCAAGAUCUUUUUUAAUAACAGGGGUGUUAAAAACAAACUUUUUGCAAACCUCCCUCGUUUCUCUAAGCUAACAAAAACUUUGGCUACUACUGGCAAGAAGCAUGAGUAAAAUCAGUGCUUACUCAUCUCUUAAAGAUGUUAGAAAAAAGCAACUAUUUGCAUUAAAGUGUACAAAAGUACCUUUUUUUGUUUACAGACAGAGGAGGCAGUAACUGACUCUUUAAACUGAAUGAGACUAUUUAAGAAUGCUGUCUCAUAUAGCAAUAAAAUCGUGUGCAUUUUCCCUCCCUUACUCAAACAUCAGUAAAACCAUUAAAUAUGAACAAAAACCUGAAAGUUCAACAUCUUGUAACCUCAUGUAACUUCUUCUUCCAGCACACCUUUGGGCUCAUCCUGAUGACCAAGAUAGGGCUGACCAUCUCCCUGCUGUGUCUCAUCCUCUGCAUCCUCACGUUCAAGUUCUGCCGCUCCAUACAAGGGACCCGCACCACCAUUCAUCUGCACCUCUGUAUCUGCCUCUUCAUGGCUGACCUCAUCUUUUUGGCAGGCAUUUCACAAACUAAACCUGUGGUAUGUUUUUGCAAGUAAAUAGUGACUUCAUUUAAAAUAACUGCUGUAAUCUAAACAGGAAAGUUGUUUGAGUUGAAGCACCCUCCACAAUGAGUUUUUUUGAUUCUACUGAUCAUCCUGUUUACAUGCCACAAAGUGUGCUGUUUAUAAUAUCAAAAGGUACUCCUCACAUUAAUGUCAGUGAGAGUCUGCAACCUCAAACCUAUUUCCUGCCGUGUGGGGUUUUUUGGAGGGGGACAUGUAAAUAAAAAAACACUGUCUCCGACCACAGAAAACACCAACUGGAACAUAAACUCAUUGAAGGACCAGUUGGGCCUUUUGCUUAUCUACUGAGGUGUAAAUGAACCUCAAAUGUUAAAACUUCUGUUUUACUGGAGUUUUGCCAUAUUGUUAACCUCAUAUCUGUGAUCCCCAGUUUUUGCAGAGCACAUGCUGCAUUUUUACUCAACUAUAUUUGGUUAAAGCUCCUGUAAUGAUCUUUUUGUUUCUGCCAAUUUUGCCAACACCCUAUCUGGACAAAUUGAUGCCUUGUGUUUCUUUGCUUACCUCGUCCUAAAUUGAUGAAAUCUUUUGAAUAUAAUCUGCCUGUAUGGACGAGAUAUGCUGAAAGAUAACCUUGUGGUUUAAUACAUAUCAGUUUUUCAUAAUGUUAUUUUACACUACAUGAUCAGUAACAGAGGUUUAAAAGGGCUGAAUAACCAAUUUGACUUUUAAUGUUAUCAGUAAAAUUUACGGUUACAGGUGAUCGCAAACAUUUAAUCCCACAGUAGCUGUAUGGUAGACAAUGGUUGGUGUUUGUGCAUAUCAUUAUUUAUGCAGUUGUUUUGACCUGAUGAAUGUUUCAUUAACUUUUUCCGAUCUUUGGUCCUCUGUGUGGUCAUGCUGCUUUAAAGGGUGGCUGCAGGUUUGUUGCAGCCAUGCUUCAUCUCUUCUUCUUGGGAGUGUUUACCUGGAUGCUGUUGGAGGGCGUGCAGCUGUAUCGUAUGGUGGUCCUUGUGUUCAAUGUCACCAUCCGGCCCCUGUAUUUAUACCUCACUGGAUAUGGAGUACCUCUUGUUAUCCUCAUCAUAUCUGCCAUGAUUAGGCCAGAGGGCUACGGCACUGACGAGCAGUAAGUGUUACAGUAUGUGUGUCUGUGUGCGUGUUUAUAUUUGUGGAUGUUUGGGAGCAUUACAUCAGUAGAUUACACAGACCUGCUGCUAUCUCUGUGUGACGUAGGGGGGGAAAAAAACGAUCAUAAACAUGUGUUCCUUCCUGGUAACAGCUGCUGGCUGUCUCUGAAUGACGGCCUCAUCUGGAGUUUCUUUGGCCCUGUGUGCCUCAUCAUCAUACUCAAUGUCUUCUUCUUCAUCGUCACUGUCUGGAAGCUCGCCCAGAAGUUCACUAGCCUCAACCCAGACCUCUCCAAACUGCACAAAAUCAGGUCAGCCUCUUUGUUUGUUUGUGUCUACUUUAGCGUCUUCACAAGCUGUUGUGAUAUGUGAGUAAUGUGACCCUCACCUCGCAAACACAGGGCUAAUACGUAUGUUGGGGAAAUGGGAUUGCUUUGGGGAAAAAUGGAUGGAUGGAAAGUGUGCGAGUUUUUAGAGGGAAAAAUGUAGAGAAUGUUUUUGUCGUCAUGGCUCUACCCUCUAAUGUUGUAAGUGUUGUGCCCGUUUUUUUACUGCCCCCAUGCUUCUGUAGAUAACACUGUACAAACAAGCACAGCUGAAAAAUAAAUCUGAGCUCUAAGGGAAAAAAAAUCCACCCAUGGAUGCAAUGAUUCAUCAAUCAGUGAUGUUAGAUGCAGCCCUGGGAAAUGGGAAAAGGGAACGGUUGUGCUAAAACUCAGGGAGUAGUUUUCCAGUUUAGCACAGAAAGCAUUAAAUUAUGAUUAAAAGGUUUUUGUAGGGCCUGUCAGUGGAAGGAUUUGUGAUCCAUCUUUUAUUUUGCAGAAUUUUUCUGUGUCAGAUCAUCAUUAAAGUGAAGGACUGUAGAGAGAAACUCUGAGGACUGUGAAGAAAAGCCCCAGUCGCCAGUAGGGUUUUACGAUAGACUUUAAAUGCUAUCAGUCCUCCUUAUCUUGAUGUGAAUCAUAAGGCUUGAUAUUCAUGGGAAUAACAAGGGUAAACCACCAAAUAGGGUCAAGUACCUCCAAUAUAUUUUUUAAAAAGUUUCCCAAAGGAUGUUUUUCCUUUGAGCUAAUCUUUUAUAUUGAUCAAAUUCCUUCUCCUAAUUGUCGUCAAUAGACAAUUAUGUGUCCAUAAUGCCUCUCUGUUAUUUCGCUGCUGUGCCAAAGACCUUCUCUUCAGGGUUUUUCCAGACACUGGGAUGGUAACUGAGUCAUCGGUCUGUUUGGGCGCAUGUUAAUCUCUGCUUUCAUUCUCUAUCUGGUGCCCUUUGUGUGAUCCCCCCACUCACCAUCCUCCCUUUUCCUCUGCAGGGCUUUCACAGUGACGGCAAUCGCCCAGAUGUGUAUACUGGGUCUGAUGUGGGUGUUUGGGGCCUUCCUGUUUGAAGAGGGCCCCAUGGUGGUGGCGUAUAUCUUUACCAUCCUGAACAGCCUGCAGGGAGCGCUGGUCUUCAUCAUGCAUUGUUUGCUUUCAAAACAGGUAGGAUGGAGCAGCUGAGUGUGUGCAUCCAGGAUACUAAAGGGACAUUUUCACCACCAGAGAAAGUGAAACAAUAAAAGCAUGAGGGUACAGUGAAGCAGAGUCUUUAAUUUAUGUUUUGCUGCCCUCUGCAGGUGAGAGAUGAGUAUGCCCACUUCCUGUCCUGUAUCUGCACACCACAGAAGAAGAGAUACUCAGACUUCAGCAGUACAAAUCCCUCCAGUAGCCAAUCACAAGUAAGCAUAACUUAACCUCACUUACAUCAACACAUGUAUCACAGUAAAUUACUGUAUUCAAGAACAACUUUAUAGAGGAGUUUUUCAUUUUAUUUAUGUACCAACUUCCAUCACUACUUCAGUUCAGGAGUAAUUGUUGUACUUUUUACUGCUUUCACUUCUUUUUACACUUAAAGUGACAUGUUAAAUCACUUCUAACACACACACACACACAUGCACACAUGCACGCACACACACACACACACACACACACACACACACACACACACACACACACACACACACAAUCAACCAAAACACAGUGCAGGAUUUCAAUACCUUAUUACAACUUUUAUUUUACUCAAAUCACAUGUAUAUUAUUUAUAAUAAUUUAGCUCUGCGUGCUUGCAUAAAUAUUCACCUCUGUAUUAUUUUGAUUCCAUACUUUUACUCUUAUAAUGUCUAUUAUAAUGUCUUUUCCUUCAAUUAUGUUAGACUUUUUCCAGUCCUGCAAAUACAUUACGCACAUUACUGCUUACAUUAGUGCCAAACUGUUUGUCUGUGUGUUCUUUCAGGCUUCUCGGAGUGGACAUAACACAGGAGAGUCCCAAAUAUGAAGAACUUAUAUCCACCAAAUAUAGGCAAUCACACCUCCAACCUCCUACCUUGGCUAAGUUAGCCCUCAUUUAAAAAUGUUCAAAUCAUUUCAAAUGGAAAAAAAAGUAUCUGUCCUCACCUUGGUGCCACUUAAAUUUACCUUUCUUGGUUUGUUGCUGAAACUUAAUGUCAAAUGUGACUAAAUUGAAGGACCAAUUAUUAUUAUUUAACCAAUCACAAAUAUUAACCCAAAGCCAUUAAAGUCUGAGGAUAAUUCUAAAGAAAUGAUCAUAUUUAUCACUUAUUGUAUUCACUAUUUGUUAAUACUGUAUUACAUCAAGUUAAAUUGAAAAUUGAUGUUUUCUUUUUUUACUUUACAUUGAAGUAAAUCCUGUAAAUGUGUAAUUUUGUGAGAGCAGACAAGAAGUAGACAACUUCUUUAAGUGAAAUGGAAGAUAUUUCUGUGAUAUUUUGGGUCAUCCUAAACAUAUCACAAUCAUAGUAUAAGCUGUAUUGGAACAAUCCAAAGUCAUACUUAUAUAGAAUAUUUAUUUUAAAGCACAGAAUUUAAUGUCCACAAUAUGUGGGCUGUGAGAUAAUAUGAGUGAUGCUCUCAAAGCUUGAGUAAACAGUUUGUGCUGUAUUUUUUAUGAAGACAUCAAUGGGUUUGGGUGUUGUGUCUCUGUGUGCUGUAUUUACAGAUACAGUUUGUUAAAAGACAAAGAUGCAAAUAAUCCUCACAGGACUGUGCUGUUUCUGGGCCUCUGUUAGGAGUUUGUUGUUUUUAAUUUAUAACAAAAUAAGUGACUUUUCUAUCACUUGUGGCUUUUCAUAUCUGAUUAUAUUUGAGCUGUGACUUUCCCCACUGGUGCUUUUAAAGAUAUUUUUUUCCCUGAUGUUAUUAGACAAGAAAACAGAUCCAGUUACAAAUGGAUGCUAGGGCACUGAACACACACAGACCCACCCUUUUGAUAAGCCUGCAACUUCCUGCAAUCAAACCGUGUUUAUGGAAUAAAUUCCAUUUUGUUGUUGUGUUGUAUUAUUACAGCAGUCAGCCCCCUGCUCCACUCAUUGCUACUGACUGUGACAGUGAGGAUCAAAUGGGAGUAUUACAAACCUUAGUUUUUUUUGUUGCACUUUUAGUUUGUAAAAAGAUAAUCUAGCACAUCUUCACAUGGGAUAAUCUAAAAGACUUGAGAGCAGCCACCCUAAGACAACCUUGAACAGUUUACUUUUGUGAUGAAGCUUAGUUUUAGACUUUAUAUUUUAUUUGAUGGCAAUGAUUAGAAAAAGACAAAUAUUGACAUUUAAAAUAAUUUCCACUUGUUUGGCUUAUCCCAUGAUGUUGGCCUACAUUUAAGCCACCUGUGUGUUGCUAUAAACAACUAAACUGUUCUUUGGUUCUGACUUGUGGCUGCACUUUUUGGUUUAUUCUUGUAUGGAAAAUGUAUUUUCGUGUAUAAAAAAGCUACAUGCUUUAUGCAGCAUUUUGUGAAUGUAAGAAUCUUGUUAGAAUUUAUUAUAUGAUUUUAUAGUUGCAGUUAUAUGACCUUAUUUUUUUACUUUCUUACAUGCUGUUCGGUACUGUUUUCUUUAAAGAAUGUGCACCAAUAUUUUAUUAAAGCUACUACUUCUGAGAA
Molecule: messenger RNA, 15393 nt
Organism: Xyrichtys novacula (pearly razorfish)
Lineage: Eukaryota; Metazoa; Chordata; Actinopteri; Labriformes; Labridae
Source: the annotation of a GenBank genome assembly